Molecule: messenger RNA, 1149 nt
Organism: Aspergillus welwitschiae
Lineage: Eukaryota; Fungi; Ascomycota; Eurotiomycetes; Eurotiales; Aspergillaceae
Product: kinase-like domain-containing protein
Exons: 2
Coding region: 1-1149 (382 amino acids)
Biological process (GO): protein phosphorylation
Molecular function (GO): protein kinase activity; ATP binding
Source: RefSeq, a predicted model, not a curated record
AUGUUGUCGUAUCUCUGGCGAAUUCAUUCGACAGCACUGACUGCAUUGUGUUACUUCGGGUAUCUUGGCUAUCGUGCAUUCAGCCUCUUAUCUCAUCUAUUCCCGCUAUUUAUUGGAUAUCACCCGCCUCAGCCUGAACAACCUGACGAUCUUGAGGCUAACCACCCAGCUGAUGAUGCUACCUCAACAUCGAACUGCGACACGUAUACUCUGCAGCUGCACCCCCAACCCGACUUAGAACUCUUAGAAGUUGGAUCUCCCGCGCAAAUCUACAAAGUGGAUGAUCACAUAGUCCUCAAGUCAUCCUUGUUAUUUGAACCACCUGGAAACAAUACCUCUCCUCACGCCCAACUGCACUACGCCACAAACACCCUCUUCCAGUCUAACCAGUUACAAAACGAACGAACUGUCCUACAACUACUCCAAAAACAACCACACCCCCACAUCAUAGAACCAAUUGAUACUUUUCAUCCAGAGGGUCUCUACCUCCGCAAAUACCACCCACUAUCCGAGCAUAAAAUCCCUCCCCAGCGUCAUCGGAUCCGCUGGUACCGCGACUUCACAGAUGCGCUUUGCCAUAUCCACAAGCUUGGCAUUGUCCAUGCAGAUGUCCGGAUCGAUAACGUCCUUCUGGACGAACAUGACCAUGUUAUCCUCUCUAACUUUAGGGCCGCCCGCCCUUUCGGUGAGCUAAAUCUUGCUUUCCCGAUCAACGGUCCCUCGCAGACAUCAUCCGAUAAAACAGAUAUGUUCGCCUUGGGCUCGCUGAUAUAUCAGAUGGAACAUGGUGUCAAGCCUGAGUUGUCUGUUGACGUGCAUGGUACUUUGGCUUUGCCGAAUAUACACACUGGUCGUCCUAUGCUCGAUACCAUUAUUCGGGAUGCCUGGAUUGGGAACUACAGCCGUACAGCGGAGAUGCUGGAGCGGAUUGAGGCUAUUGGUAUUAUUGGUGAUGAUUCUGGUCAUGGAUCCCUAACACAGUCUUUAUCGAUAAGAGUAUUGGGAAGUCGGAUUCGAGAAUGGAGGGAGCGUCGGGAGGAUAGGUUUGGCUGUGUUCUAGAAGGUGUACUAUCCGAAGAUCAAUUACAGGGUCUAGCCGAGCGUCACGGCUUGGAUAGACAUGCGGGUUUACGAUUUGCUGAGUAUUGA